UUGUAUCAAAAGUUAUUUUUCUUUUCACCUACAUUACAGUUAAUCCAAAACAAUAACACGCUUUCUUUUUUAUAUAUGACCUUACCUUAAUAUUUGCGAUACUAGAGAUCCAAAUUAUGUUGGAAAACAACAAAACGCUUACGUUAUAUUUUUAACAACAGAUUCUUGUAUCUCGUCUUGUUAUGCAGGAAGAAAAUUUGCAAAUGAUGUAGAGGAUCGUCUCAGUUUACCAGGUUUAGAUUGGAGAUUGUCAAAAAUUUCCUGUGUGAAGGAUAAUAGUUGAGUCUCACAGCUAUGUUUAGAAUGGAAGCCAUGUUGAAAAGGUGUGAGAAGAUUGUUGAUGUCGAGAUGGCGCAUGAUGUUUGAGACCAUGAUAUGCUCCAUUAGUUCGGAAGCUAUUUCUGGUGUAUGAAACAGACAGCUGAAGGAUAAAAAUUUGUGUCGUGAAAAAGUUUCUAUCAGAUUGUUUGUUUAUAAUGAUAAUGGUGUUAUUUUAAUGUUAUUGGUAUUUUCUACAUGGGGAAGGAAUAAAUUUAUGACUGAAAGUCUGAUAAAUCAACAGUUGUCGUUUGAAAAUUGGACCCGAUUGGUUUAUUACGGGCUGGUCAUAUUGCCAGUGUAAUACUUUAAUUUUAUAAGCGUCUGUUGAUUUGAUCACGAUUGAUCAAGUGGGCAAACUCUUCAGUAAGAUAACACACUGAUACCAGCUCAUGCGAGAUUAUCACCUGUUGCCAUUCUGUGUAUUUUUUACUUUGGUUUAAAUCUCUAGAACAUUAGUAAUUAGUAAUUUUGGAAAAAAUUUGAUAAUUAACAUAAAUCCCGCAGCCUGCUACAAUUGUCUGUAUGUAUUUUUUCCUACCAAUUUUAAAAAUGUACUAGUAUUAAAUGUUUGAGCAGUUUGCCCUCUGUCAUACUAAUUUAUGCCAUUCACUUUACUGCCUUUGAAAAUUUCAGCACUUGGAGCAUAUUAUGUUCCUCUUCCAAAGUUGCACACUGUCUAGCUUGCUAAAGCUGUGAAACUUAGGUAAUCAUGGCCCUCGUGUCUUAAUUUCUUGAAAAGUUUAAACUUCUAUACUUUGUUUAUUUAAGGAAAUGUUCUGACAAUCUGUGUUAUCUUUGACCGCUGACCAAUACUGUCACCAUGGUGAAGGAAAGCAAAGACAUCUGCCUCAACAGGAUUCAUACUUGUAACCUUGGGUUCAGGAUUCUAAUGAUCUGCAUAUGCUCUGCUAUGAAUACUUAAAGGCGUUAAAAAAACUCAAAGAAAUGGAUAUAAAGAAAGAAAUUGAGGAGGAAUCUGAAAUGAUGGAUGAACUGGUAAAUGAUAUCAAACAACUGAGUGAAAACGGAAAUGCAGAAAUUGAGGAUGAACCAGCUUACAGUGUUAGUGAGACAGUUGAAAACAGCAUUGUGAAGACAGAACUUGAUUCAGAUAUUGGAUUUUGUGAUGCUGAUGUGGGUUAUUCUUUUGAAAAUUAUGACAUAUCUUUAGCUGUUAAACCUGAAGAAGAAAAUAAUUCAGAUGAAAACACUGGACUAGAGAUUGAAAGAAAUAGCCUGAAAGAUGAGGAUCUUGAAGCAAAGGGAAAUGACUUUGUUAAAAUGGAAGCUGAACUAUACCAACAGAGUGAUGAUAGUUUAGAUAUUGUUGGAAAUGAUAACAGCUUCUUUACUCUAGACUAUACAGAAAAAACUGAGAGAGAGUUUAGCAGAAAGAGUGGAAGUGGUGCUUGUAGAAGUGGAACUAGAAUCAAUGAAGACGGAAGUUGCAAUGAUGAUGAAAGUGACACUGAAUUAGAUUAUGGUAAUGAGACAGACAGUUAUAAUGAGGAGGACUAUGAAUGUAAACUGGAUAUUGUGAUCAAAAAGGAGAAAGCUGAGUUUAUUGAACAAGAAAUAAAUGAAGGUUCUGUAGAGGAAGGAAAAGAUCAAGUCAUAGAUUAUGGACGUAAGACAAAAAAAGCUAAAAACUAUGUAUGUGAUCUGUGCAGUAAAGCUUUUACAUCAGAUAAUCGACUCAAACGACACAAGGAACAUCUUCACCCAGAUGGUGGUAAUGAUGACAGGCCUUUUAAAGAAGGAAAAUACAUUUGUGAGGUCUGCAAUAAAAGAUUUAUAUCACAGUCAAGACUUCGUCUACAUACAGUCACACACACAGGAGAGAAACCUUUUUCAUGUGAUAUCUGUGGCCAGAAGUUCUCCCACCCCACAAAUAAACGCCGGCACAUGAAAACACAUACAGGAGAUAAGCCAUUUGUUUGCUUGUUUUGUGGGAAGUCGUUUCCUGUCAAACAUUACCUCAAGGAUCAUUUGGUUAAACAUACAGGAGAAAAACCGCAUGAGUGUAAGCUAUGUUCCAUGACAUUUGCACACAGGUUUUCUUUAAAACAGCACGAGCUCUUGAAACAUCCAGGAGGAGAAUUGAAUUUUAAUGACACUUACGAUGAUCGUCCCUUUUCUUGUGAAAUGUGUGGCAAAAAGUUCACCCAGCAGUCAAGUUUGAAAAUUCAUGUUAGACUUCACACUGGUUCAAAACCUUAUAAAUGUUCUGAGUGUGAUGCUAGUUUUGUAAGAAGCGACUCUCUUCUGAGACAUAAAUUCGAACAUUCAGGACAACGUCCAUUUCAAUGUGAUAUGUGUGAAAAGGCAUUUACCUCUGCGUAUAUUUUGAAACAGCAUCGUAAUGUGCACACAGGAGAUCGUCGGCAGCAAUGUGAGCACUGUGGUGUCGAGUUAGCCAAUAAAGAGUCACUUACGCGUCACAUGAUGCGUCAUACCGGGGAAUCAUUGCUGGAAUGCGAAACUUGUCAUAAAAAAUUUGUACAUGAACAAAGUCUUAAAAGACAUCAGGAACAUCCUUGUGACGAAAAGAUUUAUGAAUGUAGAGUUUGUGAUUAUAAAAAUAGUAGUGAAUCAAAACUGAAAAGACAUUUGUUAAAACAUAAUGCACAGAAGUUGCUCGAGUGUAUGAUCUGUAAAAAUAAAUUUACUUAUCCAUCUAAUCUGAAAAGACAUAUGAAGGUACAUGAAAAAGAUCAUGAAAUGAAGACAAGACGAAAAGAGACCAUUAUAUCAAAUGAUGAUGUAGAACAAUUUAUUGCAGUAAGUAUGACAGAAAAUGAAAAGAUGGAGGACAUUAUUGUUAUUAAUAGAAAAACAAGAAAAACACAUAUAAAACCUAAAGCGAGUCAAGAAAAGACCAUCAGUGUGUUAAAUCAAAUAGAUGAACAAGAUGAUAAACUACAAAAACUGAAAGAAAAGGUUAAUUCAGUGAAUAGUGAUGCAGAUGAACCUCUUCUCGCAUAUCCUGAUUUUGCUUCAGAGGCUGAAAGACACAAGCAGAUAAAUGGCAGCACAGCUGAUGAUUUAAGAAACAGUUUGAAAAAAGAUAGGAAAAUGAAAACAUACUUUACUUCUCAGUAUGAAGGUAACAUUACUAGACUCAAAGAACAGUAUGAUGCUACACAGAAACCUGUAUUAGAUGAUAUAAGCCAUAAGCAACAUGAUGGACACAAUGAGAGAAAUAAGGAAUAUAAAGCGACUCUUGGUUAUAAUGUGGAACAUAAUCCUAUUAUUGUUGGAUCUGAAUAUUCACCGCCAUUUGAAAAUGAAAGCAGAAAAAAUGCUGCUAAAACCCAAAGUCAGUGUGAAGGAUAUAUAGACAUGUUUAUUGAACAGAAAGUAGAUGAUGCAGAUAGAGCAGGUAUAAACCAGACUUCGACUUGUGAUUUGGAGCUCAGGCAGAAUAUACCUGACAGUGAGACUUCAUUGUGUAAGAGUUUCGAUUCAGUUGACUCAGAUAGUCAAACUUUGUUCAAACGUACACACUUAGGAACAAGUGAUACAAGUGAUUGUAAUUCAGUAAGUUUACAAGCUCAGGACAAGAGGAAAGAAAAGGACACUGCACAUAUUUAUACCCAUUCCCUAGAUACAGGCCAUUUCUCAAACUACGUUCCAUUUGACUUUAAGGUGCCACAGUCUAAAGAUCUUUAUAGCACUGUUACACAGUCUGCGUACAGUGCAGUUCCAUACAAUACAGCAUUGUUUGCUGGCAGACUGCCUGCAUUUUCUGGAAGUUUUUGUACACCAGAUAAUUUAAAUAUAUCCAGAAAUGCAACUCUGUCAAAUGAAACAAUUUUUGGAGGUGAGAUCAGUCAGAUAGAACCUGAAGAUUAUGCAAACAUGAACACUAGAAGUAAAAUCCUUGUUCAAGAUAUUUUGAAAAAAAUGUACAGACAGAAAGAAGAAUUUGAUUCUAAUUCUACUGGUAGUUGAUUAGGACAACAUGCUUUUACAAAAUUUUUGGGAAGGAGUUGCUGUAUUUUUAGCUCACCUGCUCAGGUGAGUUUUUCUGAUCGCUCGAUGUCCGGCGUCCGGCGUCUGUCGUCUGUCUGUCAACAUUUAGCUUGUGUAUGCGAUAGAGGCUGUAUUUUUCAACUGAUCUUCAUGAAACUUGGUCAGAAUGAUUACCUUGAUGAAAUCUAGGCCGAGUUCGAAAAGGGGUCAUCUGGGGUCAAAAACUAGGUCACUAGGUCAAAUCAAAGAAAAACCUUGUGUAUGCGAUAGAGGCUGUAUUUUUCAAUUAAUCUUCAUGAAUUUUGGUCUGAAUGAUUACCUUGAUGAAAUCUAGGCUGAGUUUGAAAAGGGGUCAUCUGGGGUCAAAAACUAGGUCACUAGGUCAAAUCAAAGAAAAACCUUGUGUAUGCGAUAGAGGCUGUAUUUUCCAAUUAAUCUUCAUGAAUUUUGGUCAGAAUGAUUACCUUGAUAAAAUCUAGGCCGAGUUCGAAAAGGGGUUAGCUGGGGUAAAAAACUAGGUCACUAGGUCAAAUCAAAGAAAAACCUUGUGUAUGCGCUAGAGGCUGUAUUUUUCAAUUAAUCUUCAUGAAUUUUGGUCAGGAUGAUUGCCUUGAUGAAAUCUAGGUCAAGUUUGAAUAUGGGUCAUCUGGGGUCAAAAAGUAGGUCACUAGGUCAGAUCAAAGGAAAACCUUGUGUAUGCCAUAAAGGCUGUAUUUUUCAAUUAAUCUUCAUGAAUUUUGGUCAGAAUGAUUGCCUUGAUGAAAUCUAGAUCGAGUUUGAAUAUGGGUCAUUUGGGGUCAAAAAGUAGGUCACUAGGUCAGAUCAAAGAAAAAGCUUGUAUAUGCGAUAGAAGCUGUAUUUUUCAACUAAUCUUCAUGAAUUUUGGUCAGAAUGAUAUCCUUGAUGAAAUCUAGGCCGAUUUGGAAAAAGGAUCAUCUAGGGUCAAAAAUUAGGUCACUAAGUCAAAUCAAAGAAAAACCUUGUGUAUGCGAUAGAGGCUGUAUUUUUCAUUUGAUCUUCAUAAAAUUUGGUCAGAAUAAUUGCAUUGAUGAAAUAUAGGUCAAGUUUAAAUAUAGGUUAUCUGGGAUCAGAAAUUAGGUCACUAGGUCAAAUCAAAGAAAAACUUUGUGUAUGCCAUAGAGGCUAUAUUUUUCAAUUGAUUUUUCUGAAAUUAAGUCAGAAUGAUCGCAUUGAUGAAAUCUAAGGCAAAUUUGAAUAUGGGUCAUCUUGGGUCAAAAAGUAGGUCACUAGGUCAAAUCAAACAAAAACAUUAUGUAUGCGAUAGAGGCUGUAUUUUUCAAUUGAUCUUCAUGAAAUUCAGUCAGUUUGGUUCGAAUAUGGGUCAUCUGGGGUCAAAUACUAGAUCACUAGGCCAAAUCACAGAAAAUACUCACUUAUACUCAAGAUUUUAGCUCCAAUUUUAAUGAUAAUUGGUCAGAAUAUUUAUUUCCAUGAAAUCACUAGGUCUGACAAACAUGUUUACACUGUUGGUUUAAACAAUAUUUUAUUCAGUAUAAUUACAGUUGUUACAAUAAUACAUAUAGCAACAUUAAGGAUUGAGUAGGAAGCUAUAUUAGCUCUUUUAAAAACUCUCUCCCUGUAAAACUCUGUCCCUCUACACUGUUAUUUUGUGUUAUGGUGUGUUUCUCAGGUGAGCGACCUAGGGCCAUCUUGGCCCUCUUGUUUAAAUGUUUUUAUGAAGAGAUAACAAACAAGGAUAAAUAUCCAAUAAGAAAUGUCAAGUUUCAAAAAACCAUUUGGUUCGAAAGGUCAAGCACUUUCAGUGUUUUGCAUGAUUUUUAGCUCGACUUCACUGUUGUUUAAAGUUUUUGGUAAAGUCAAAUAUCUCUGCUACUAUCAAAGCUAUUGACUUGAAACUUAAAACAGUUAUUUACUAUCAAAGUCUACACCAGGAGAAACAAUCUCCAUGAUUGAAUUUUGACAGAGUAAUUCCCCUUCUUAACUUAGAAUUCUUUGGUUGAGUUUUUUAUAAAGUCGGAUAUCUUUGUUACUACCAAAGCUUUGACUUGAAAUUUAAAACUGCUAUUAACUGUCAAAGUCUACACCAGGAGAAACAAUCCCCAUAACUCUGAUUUGAAUUUUAACAGAGUUUUGCCCCUUUUUAACUUAGAAUGAUUUGGUUAAAGUUUUAUAGUUUUUACUGGCAAAGCUUUUAUUCAGAGUUAAGCACUAAGAAAAGUAGAGUGUGCUGUAUUACGGACAGCUCUUGUUUGAAACUGUGAAAACAUAGGGGGUAACAUUAAUUGUAAUUUUCCAUUGAGUUUUGAAUGGACAGGAAUUUUGUUCUGUGCAUUUUGUGAAAGAAAGCUGAAAUAUUUGGCAAAGAAUGAAUAGAGGUAUUUAUAAACUUUUUAGUUUGAAUGAAUAUUUGAUUAUAUGUUAUAAAAAUUGUUCUUGAAACAUUGUUAUUUUCAUCUUUAAAAUCUAAUCACAUUAUUGUAGUAGAAAACACUAGGUAGCUCCAUUUUAGUCUAAAGGUAAAAACUAAAUGGAAUGGUUGUAUUGGACAGAAUUAUUGCAGAUACAUCUGUGUUUGUCAAAUACAUUCUCUCUGAGCAGUAAGAUAGGUAAUUUGAUUGUAUUUUUUACCAGGGGAAUAUGGUGGGAUUACUUGGAUAAUCCAGGACAUGCUCUUUGCAUGACAUGUUUAUGUUUGAAACUUUGUAAGAUUAAAUAAUUAUGCUAAUUCCAAUUUUAAGGUAUAUUUAAGUUUGAUAAAAGUGCUUUAAGGGAUAUUUAAGAAGUUGUAAGGCGUGCACUAUAUUCUCAUUGAAAAUUAUAUUAACUGCAGCCAUACAAAGUUCAGAACUGUGAAUUAAUACAUUACUGUUACUUUUUGCGUGUAAUUAAACAUUUUAUUUAUUUGCAAGUUUCACUGUAGGUCUAUGUCCAUUUUUGGGAAAUUUAUGCAUUUUCCUGACAGGGAAUAAGUUUAUGUUGCAUGAAUUUACACUUUUUUUUAAUGAAUUCUGAAAUUAUUUAUUUACUUAGUUUAGUUAGAAAACUUGUAAACGUUUUCAGUUACAAUGAAAUUAUGUAUUUGUUGAGUUGUUUAUAUUUAUGCUGAAAUUAUUUAUUCUUUAGCUGCUGAUGUUGAUGACUCUAAAGGCAUAUAGUGUUUGAACUGUCCACUUGUUAUCCUGUCUAUCCAGCCUAUUUUCUAGCAUACUUAGUUCCUCCUACAGUUUUUGUAACAGUAAGAGCCAUUUAGAUGUCAUUAGGUCAUAGUCAAUGUAACAGUUACUAGAAAAGGUCAAUAUUUGUUGGGAUCAUCGAAAAGGUGGUUUCUGAUUUUCAAACUUUUGUUAUGAUUGACAUAUUGUCACCAAACUUUGUGUAAAGCUUAUAUGAAGAAUUAGCUUGGGGAUAUAUAUGGGUCAAUAAAAUAAAAUAUCAAACAACUUUGUUAUAGGAGCAUUUGUGGUCAAAAGGUAGGUCAUUAGGUCAGUUGAUAGCAAGACCUUGUAAACACUCUAUAGGUCACAUUUUCUAUUUCAUAUUUAUGAAAUGUUGUGUGAAUGUUAAAUAGGAUAAGUUAAAAACUGGGUUACGUGAGGUGAAAAACUAUGAUGUAUUUUGAGUGGGAAAAGUUCUAUGACUCAAACUUGUUGCCCCUUUUGUACUUGUUAGAAAAUGUCUAUGUUUUCAUUAUUUUCCCCCACUUAUUUUGCACAGUCACACUUGGAGAUCAUAGAUUAAAAGGGUCUGUUUUAUGUCCAGUCCAUAACUAUGCCAUUGAUCAAGGAAUUUUGAAAUUACUUGGUACAAAUGUACCCAAUAAUGAAAUGACUUGUCGCAUGCAAGAACCAGGCCUCUAGCUCAGAGCGAAGGUCACACUUGUCCGGUUCUUGUUUUCAUUAUUAUAUGCCCCGCCUGUUUUGCAAAGUCACUCUUAGGGGUCAAAAAGGUCAAAAGAAGGGUCUGUUUCAUGUCCAGUCCAUAACUGUACCAUUCAUUACGGAAUUUUGAAAUCAAGUGAAGGUGUAAAUAUAUAUGUUGACAUAUAAUUUUAUAUGUGCAUGCAUAAUUCUUUGUGCUCAUAUGUGUACUUGUGUGUUUGCAUGCAUAAUUUUAUAGGUGCACUUGUAAUUAUAGUUGGACAUAUAUAUAUAAACUUGAGCAAGAAAUAUGGAUGUGCAAGCAUAAAUUCAUACAUGCAUUAACUUUUGAAUUACAUGUGCAUGUAUAUAUAUAUAUAUAUAUAUGCGUACAUCCAUAUAAGCAUGCACCUACAUAUUUAUGGGUGUAUGGAAAUAUACACAUGGACAUUUUGAUAUGUGCAAGCACGCAAAGCAGACUUUCAACCCAAAUGGAACACCAUAGGUAUUUACGGAUGUGUAGUGAAAAAUUAAGUUUCAUUAGUACAGUAUAAAUGUCAUGCAUUUUAUUUGUUUAUUAAUUACUUCCCUUUAAUAUGAUAAAAUUUUUCAUAAUAGUUUUCUUCCUUUUUUAUUAACUGUUUAAAGAUAAUAUUGAAUUAAAUCUUUAUAAUACAGAUAUUUACAUUUGAAAGCACAAUUUCCUGUCUUAACUUUCUUUUAGUGACAAGGGUGUAGAACAGUUGAGCGUUCCUAUCCUCUAACACUUUUACAAGGCGAUGACAUGUGUUAAACAUUGAAUUUAAAGUUUUAACUAAGUUUUAAGUUAAUGGUGGUUUUAAGCCAUCGAGGGCUAAUGCCUUUGCAUCAGAUUUUUUUAUGAGUCUCUAAAUGGUGAAACUGGAGGGUUUCUCCCUGUCACACAUACCCUCUUCGGUCAGUGCAUAACAAAGUGGGAUCCUGCCAUGACAUUAGAAGUACAAGACAUUUUUCCAUGGAACUUUGUACAUAUAAUUGGAUGGCAAUAUGGAGAAUAUGCUGAAUAUGAUAUCCUAUUAUUUUAUUACUCUGGCAACAAACAUUAUUUUAUUACUCUGGCAACAAACAAGAAAGAAUUUUACAAAAAAUGGCAAAGUGGGAUCCUGCAACAACUUAAAAAGUACAAGAUAUAUUUUCAUGAAAUUUGGUACAUGGAUAGAUAGCAAUAUGGAGAAUACACAAACAGUUUCUUUCAGUUUGCAACAAAUGUGCUUACUAUGCCAAAAAAGAGAAAAAGAUAUGACCAAAAGUGGAUUUUGCUAGAAAUUAUGAAGUACAAGAUAUUUGCUGAACCUUGGUACAUGUGUACAGAAAGAAAGCAGUAUAGAGAACAUGUAGCCUGUUUACUUUUUCUGCUUGUUUGUCCAUCUGUCAGUUACAAAAAAUAAUAUGUUUACUUAAAAAAUGCAAUAGAUUUGCCAUGAAACUUGGUGUAUAGAUCACAAGUUAUUCAAGAAAAUAAAGGGCCUUUGAUUCAGUAUGUAAAACAUGUGGUUCCCAUAGCGGCAAAUGUGAGAGUUGCCCCUUCCAGUGUAGCCGAUUGGUUAAGGUCUCUGACUUUGAGUCACUGGCCUCUCACUGAUGUGGGUUCAAGCCUGUCUAGGGACUUUAAACUCUUCAUGUGAUGAAGGCAUUCAGCUGGCUCAGUAAUACUGGUCAAUUGUUCUCUCCAGUGCCCAUGAAAAGCCACAGAGUCGCCAUAUGACCUAUAAUUGUGCCAGUGUGAGGUUAACCCCAACAAAAAGGUGUUGGACUUUAAAGGCUUUGAAUAGUCUAGUGUUGUACCUGGAACACAUCUAGCAAACACCUACAGCAGUGUAUAUCAUGUUCAAACUGAGAAAGAUUGCCAUAUACUGGACCAUCGUGAUAGAUGCUAGAAGUAAAUAAAUGAUUCCAUUUGUUAGGUCACCUGAGCAUGAAGGGCUCAAGGGCGAGCUUUUGUGGUCAGUUAUUGUCCAUUGUCUGGCAUCGUCCGUUGUACCUUGUUCGUCAACACCUCCCAGCCUAAACCACCAGUCCAAUUUUGAUGAAACUUCACAGGAAUGUUCCUUGCCUGAUGCUCGUUGAAAAUUAGUCAAAGAAAUGAAUUCCAUUCAAAAUUCUGGUUGCGAUGGCAACCAAAAGGAAAAAAACUUUAAAAAUCUUCUUGUCCAAAACCACAGUAGCUAUGGAUUUGAUAUUUGGUAUGUGGCAUCAUCUUUACCAAAUUUGUUUGAAUUAUCCCCCUUUGAUCAAAUAUAGCCCCGUUGUGUGGGGUUCACAUGGUUUACAUAGAUUUAUAUAGGGAAAAACUUUAAAAAUCUUCUUGUCCAAAACCACUGGGCCUAAGGCUUUGAUGUUUGGUAUGUAACAUCAUCUAGUAGCCCUCCACCAAGAUUGUUCAAAUUAUCCCCCUAGGAUCAAAUAUGACCCCUCCCCUGGGGUCAUAUGGUUUAUAUUGACUUUUAUUGGAAAAAAACUUUGAAAAUCUUCUUGUCAAAAACCACAGGGCAUAGGGCUUUGAUAUUUUGUGUGUGACAUCAUCUAGUGGUCCUCUACCAAGAUUUUUCUAAUUAUGCCUCUGGGGUGAAAAGAGGCCCUGCCCCAGGAGUCUCAAGUUUUACAUAGACUUGUAUAGGAAAAAACUUUAAAAGUCUUCUUGUUUUAAAUCACAAGACAUAGGCCUUCGAUAUUUGGUAUGUAGCAUUGCCUGGUGGUCUUCUACCAAGAUUGUUCAAAUUAUUACACUACCCGGGGGAUCCUAAUUUUAUAUAGACGUAUAGAAUUUUUUUUUUAAAUCUUCUUGUCUGAAACCACAAGACCUAGGCCUUUGGUAUUUGGUAUGUAGCAUUUCCUUAUGGUUCUCUACCAAAUUUUUCAAGUUAAAACCCUGGGGUGAAAAGAGGCCCCACAUGGGGGGUCCCAAGUUUUACGUAGACUUAUUAUGUCUCCCCCAGGAGACAUAUUGUUUUUGCCCUGUCCGUCCGUCCGUCCGUCUGUACGUCCGUCCGUCCAUACGUCACACUUCAUUUCCGAGCAAUAACUGGAGAACCAUUUGACCUAGAACCUUCAAACUUCAUAGGGUUAUAGGGCUGCUGGAAUAGACGACCCCUAUUGUUUUUGGGGUCACUCCGUCAAAGGUCAAGGUCACAGGGGCCUGAACAUUGAAAACCAUUUCCGAUCAAUAACUAGAGAACCACUUGACCCAGAAUGUUGAAACUUCAUAGGAUGAUUGAUCAUGAAGAGUAGAUGACCCCUAUUGAUUUUGGGGUCACUCCGUCAAAGGUCAAGGUCACAGGGGCCUGAACAUUGAAAACCAUUUCCGAUCAGUAACUAGAGAACCACUUGACCCCGAAUGUUGAAACUUCAUAGGAUGAUUGGUCAUGAAGAGUAGAUGACCCCUAUUGAUUUUGGGGUCACUCCGUCAAAGGUCAAGGUCACAGGGGCCUGAACAUGGAAAACCAUUUCCGAUCAAUAACUAGAGAACCACUUGACCCAGAAUGUUGAAACUUCAUAGGAUGAUUGGUCAUAAAGAGUAAUUGACCCCUAUUGAUUUUGGGGUCACUCCAUCAAAGGUCAAGGUCACAGGGGCCUGAACAUGGAAAACCAUUUCCGAUCAAUAACUAGAGAACCACUUGACCCAGAAUGUUGAAACUUCAUAGGAUGAUUGUACAUGCAAAGUAGAUGACCCCUAUCGAUUUUGGGGUCACUCCAUUAAAGGUCAAGGUCACAGGGGCCUGAACAUGGAAAACCAUUUCCGGUCAAUAACUUGAGAACCACUUGACCCAGAAUGUUGAAACUUAAUAGGAUGAUUGGUCAUGCAGAGUAGAUGACCCCUAACGAUUUUGGGGUCACUCUGUGAAAGGUCAAGGUCACAGGGGCCCGAACAUUGAAAACCAUUUCCGGUCAGUAACUUGAGAACCACUUGACCCAGAAUGAUGAAACUUCAUAGGAUGAUUGGUCAUGCAGAGUAGAUGACCCCUAACGAUUUUAGGGUCACUCUGUUAAAGGUCAAGGCCACAGGGGCCUGAACAUGGAAAACUAUUUCCAAUCAAUAACUUGAGAACCUCUCGACCAUAAUGUUGAAACUUCAUAGGAUGAUUGUUCAUGCAGAGUAAAUGACCCCUAUUGUUUUUGGGGCCACUCCGUUAAAGGUCAAGGUCACAGGGGCCUGAACAUUGAAAACCAGUUCUGAUCAAUAACUUGAGAACCACUUGACCCAGAAUGUUGAAACUUCAUAGGAUGAUUGAACAUGCAGAGUAGAUGACCCCUAUUGAUUUUGGGGUCAGUCUGUUAAAGGUCAAGGUCACAGUGGCCUGUUCAUGUAAAAUCAUUUUUUGUUAAUAACUUGAGAACCACUUGACCUACAAUGUUGAAACUUAAUAGGAUGAUUGGACAUGCAGAGUAGAUGACCCCUAUUUAUUUUGAGGUCACUUGAUCAAAGGUCAAGGUCACAGGAGCCUGAACAGUGACUUGAGAACCACUAGGCCAAGAGUGUUGAAAUUUAGCGGGAUGACUGGACAUGCCAAGUAGAUGAUCCCUAUUGCAGCCAACCAUCAGUGUCUCUUUGGUUUUUGCUCCUGACCCCUAUUGACUUCUUGCCUAUAGGACUUUGCAUUGGGGGAGACAUGCGCUUUUUUACAAAAGCAUUUUCUAGUUAUAUAGGAAAUUUUUUAAAAAUCUUCUUGUCUCAAACCACAAGACCUAGGCCUUUGAUAUUUGGUGUAUAGCAUUGCCUUGUGGUCAUCUACUAAAUUUGUUCAAAUUAUGUCCCUGGGGUGAAAAGAGGCCUUGCCCCGGGUGUACCAAGUUUUACAUAGACUUGUAUAGGAAAAAACUUCAAAUUUUUUUGUCCUGAAACUCCAAGGUCUAGGCUUUUGAUAUUUGGUAUGUUGCAUUGCCUAGUGGUCGUUUACCAAGAUUAUUCAAACUAUGCCCCUGAGGUGAAAAGAGGCCCCACCACGGGGGUCCCAAGUUUAACCUAGACUUAUAUAUAUAGGAAAAAACUUUAAAAAUCCUCUUGCCUGAAACUGCAAGGCCUAGGCUUUUGAUAUUUGGUAUUUUGCAUUUGCCUAAUGAUCCUCUACCAUAAUUGGUCAAAUUAUGCCCCUGGGGUGAAAAGAGGUCCUUCCCCGGGGGCUCCAAGUUUUACAUACACAUAUAUAGGAAAAAAAUCUAAAAAUCUUCUUCUCUGAAAAUUCAAGGCUUAAUCUAUAUUUGAUAUUUGGUAUGUAGCAUUGCCUAGUGGUUCUCUAACAAGAUUGUUCAAAUUAUGCCCCUGGGGUGAAAAGAGGCCCCGCCUUGGGGGUCACUUGUAUAUGAGUUAUAUAGGAAAAAACACUUCAAAUAUUAUCUGAUCAUAUUUCCAAGAUUGUUUAAUUAUAAUUACCUGAUUACCCCAAGUAAUUAGGGGUCACUUGACUCUGACCUUGAUCUACUGACCUACUUUCUUGUUUUUAUCUCGACUUAACGAAGUAUGGAGAGCUAUCCUACUGGACCUGGCAUUGGCAUCCUUCCUCGUCCGCACUUUGGUUACAGUUUUGAUGCACUUUCUCUUUAUUUUUGUUAUUGCUUGAUGGAUUUACUUCAAACUUAAAAUAAUUGUUCCUUAUCAUCACCCACAUCAUAUGGCACAAGGAUCAUAACUCUGGCACCAAUAUUUCAUGAAUGAUCCCCUCUUUUCACUGAUAAUUUCAGGUUAAAGUUUUGAUGCACUUUCACUUUAUUUCAGUUAUUACUAAGUGGAUUUGAUUCAAACUUAAAAUAGUUGUUCAACAUCAUAACUCACAUCAUAUGACACAAGGGCCAUAACUCUUGCACCAGUAUUUCAUGAAUUAUCCCCCCUUUUUACUUAGAAUUUCAGGUUAAAGUUUUGGUGCACUUUCAUUCUAUCUCAGUUAUUACUAAAUGGAUUUUAUUUAAACUUAAAAUAGUUGUGCCACAUCAUCUCGCACAUCAUAUGACACAAGGUCCAUAGUUCUGAUACCAAUAUUUAAUGAAUUCCCCCCCUUUUUGCUUAGAAUUUAAACCUUUUGAUGCACUUUCAUUCUGUCUCAGUUAUUACAAAAUGGAUUUGAUUAAAACCUAAAAUAGUUGCUUAACAUCAUCAAUCACAUCAUAUGACACAAUGGCCAUAACUCUUGCACCAUUAUUUUAUGAAUUAUCCCCCCUUUUUAUGCCCCUGGCAUCUACUGAUGCGGGAGGCAUAUGGUGAUCAUCUGUCCGUUUGUCCGUCCGUACGAGGUUAACCAAAUGGGACCGUUUCGUCCAGCAUCAAUACCCCUAACUACAAUGACUUAAUACUAAUGCAGAUGUAACCUGUGACUAUUUCUCAUCUUCAGACAUCACCUGACCUCAGUUUGACCUUGACCUUGAACUUGACCUCGUUUUGGACUUAGGUUGCUUUGUAUCGACAAGGAUGCCACCGGGGGCAUUCAAGCGUUUAUUGAACGCAGCCCCUUGUUACUUAUAAUUUCAGGUUAAAGUUUUGAUGCGCUUUCACUCUAAAUUAGUUAUUUCUGAAUGGAUUUGAUUCAAACUUAAAAUAUUGUUCCACCUUAUCACCCACAUCAUAUGACACAAGGUCCAUAACUCUGUCACCAGUAUUUCACGAAUUAUCCCCCUUUUUAUUGAUAAUUUCAGGUUAAAGUUUUGAUGCACUUUCACUUUAUCUCAGAUAUUACUAAAUGGAUUUGAUUCAGACUUAAAAUAGUUAUAUAAUAAUAAUUUUUCAUGAAUUAUGCCCCCUUUUACUUAGCAUUAAAGGUUAAUUUUGAUGCAAUUUCACUAUAUCUCAGUUAUUACAAAAUGGAUUUGAUCCAGCUGGCUUACGGAAGGUCGGUGGUUCUACACAGGUGCCCGCUCGUGAUGAAAUAAUGCACGGAGGGGCACCUGGGGUCUUCCUCCACCAUUAAAGCAUUAAAGUCGCCAUAUGACCUAUCAUGUGUCGGUGUGACGUUAAAUCCAACAAAAAAAAAAGAUUCCACAUGACACAAGGUGCAUCACUCUUGCACCAAUAUUUCAUGAAUUAUGCCCCCUUUUUGCUAAGGAUUAUACUUAUUUUAUGUUUUGAUACACUUGAUCCUUAUCUCUUAUUACUUAAUACUUUUGACACAGACUCAAGCUAUUAUCCAAUAUUUCAUCCACAUUGGAGUCAUUAAACACUCCAAUGACAGCUCCAGCUUCGUCAAAUGUGCCCAGUUUCACUAUCCAGCAUUGAAAUAGUCAAGCGCCCUGUCUCCUGUGACAGCUCUUGUUUAAGAUACAGCCUUGAAAUUUGGAUGACAUGACCCCAUGUGGUUCUGGGACAAGCUGUGUAUGAAAAGCAUUGGAACCACUGCCUUACCCUUGCAUGAUCAUAAAAGGCGACUAAUAGGGUCUUAACACUUGGUUUUGCAGUAACUCUGUGAUUCCAGCAGGUAUACAAAUUUUGAUUCUAUACCUCAUGUUUUUAUUUCGAUGUAAAUGAGAUGUAAAACCAAAAUUUGUUGUCCUGUUUGGCGCCAUAUAACCUAUACUGUGUUGGUGCGCAGUAAAACCCAAAUAACUAAAUAGAUGACAUGUACAGUUUUGCACACCGAUCAUAACAGCAUAGAAAUUUGGACCACGUCCAUAACUUUCGAUAAAGAUUUCAGUACUCAUCUUUAAAUGUUCUUAGCCCUGACCUACUGACCUACUUUCUUGUUUUUGAAGCUACAGCCAAGAGAUUUGUAUAAUUUUUAACAGAUUUCAGUACUUUUCUUGAAGAAUCUUUACCAUGACCUUCUCAACUAGUUUUUGUUUUUGUUUUUGAAGCUUUAGCAAAGAAGUUUGGUCAAGCACGCAGUUAAACUCAGGUGAGCGAUAUAGGGCCAUCAUGGCCCUCUUGUUUUGGUACUGUUACUUGUGUUAUAUUAUACAGCAUAAUAAUAUAUAAUUUAUACCUCAGUUAAUAGUAAUUAAUGAUACAUUUGUUAUAGGUAUUUUCUUGUUAAAUGUAUAAAUUUAGCAUUUUUGUUAUAUUUAUAUAUGAAGCAUUGCAAUAAAACAGAAAAUGUAAAA
This is a messenger RNA of Mercenaria mercenaria, 16193 nucleotides long. Its product is annotated as zinc finger protein 37-like. The record is from RefSeq and is a predicted model, not a curated record. The coding region runs from base 1222 to 4275 and encodes 1017 amino acids. Gene Ontology annotation, biological process: regulation of transcription by RNA polymerase II. Gene Ontology annotation, molecular function: DNA-binding transcription factor activity, RNA polymerase II-specific; RNA polymerase II transcription regulatory region sequence-specific DNA binding. NCBI's taxonomy places the organism in Eukaryota, Metazoa, Mollusca, Bivalvia, Venerida, Veneridae. Gene Ontology annotation, cellular component: nucleus. The transcript has 5 exons.